CACGGAAUGUAUAUUUGGAGGACACAAACAUUACAGACGCAAAUGCGAACACUCAAUCGGCUAUAAAGUUAUUUUAGAUUCUGUAGCUGUUCCCUCUUUUUAUAUACAAACUUUUUAUUCUUUUGCGCGGCAUUAUGUCUGAUGAGGAGGAAGACUAUAUGUCUGAUGCAUUUCUCAGUAAAAUCCAAGAUGUGAAACCAGGUGUCAGCAUGGUGAGGCGAGUAAAAGAAUCAAUGAAGAGGGAGGCAGAGCAAAAGGAGAAGAAUAUCAAGAACCGUCAGAAGACCUACAAGGAGCAGGAGAAGGAAAGUCGAGAAUCAGCUUUACAGAGCUCCAUUAGCAACGAAAACAAGGGAUUUGCACUUCUACAGAAAAUGGGUUACAAAGCUGGACAAGGCCUCGGGAAGGAGGGUGCAGGAAGAGUUGAUCCAAUUCCUCUAAAUAUCAAAAUAGACAGAGGUGGCAUUGGAAUGGAAGAGGUGAAGAAAAGAAAAGCUGAGGAGGAGCUUGAACAUUAUCGACAGAAAAUACGAGCCAAACAACAGAAUGAGACCAAAUCCCUGGAAGAUUUUAGAUCAAGAGUAAGGACAGAGAAAGAGGAGCGAAAGAUCGAAGGAGAACUCACAAGGAGUCAGCGAGCCUGUGAGCAGCUUGACAGUCAGAAGGGCAUAACUGUCCCCAGAGAAGACUGGUACUGGCCUCAAGCAGCUGCUGAUGAUGAGGAAGAUGAUCUUAAAGAAGAGGAGGAACUCGAGGAGACAGUGGAACUGACUUCCUUUGACAAACUUCAAAUUUUGACAUCCUAUUUGAGAGGCAUCCAUUUUUAUUGCAUAUGGUGUGGGACCACCUAUAAUGAUGAAGACGACUUAUGUUCUAACUGUCCUGGGGAUACAGCAGCAGACCACGAAUGAUGCAAUAUAGUAGGUCCUAGUGAAAAAGCAGUUUGAAAUUCUUGACCCUGAAAACGUGUGAGUGCAGACAGAAUUUUACUGUGUGAAACUGGCUCAUUACACUACGCUAUAAUAAGCAGUUAAGGCAGUAAUUUAAUAUGAUUAUAAUUGGAGAAAGAAUUAUAUAUCAUUCCAUUUCUAUCUGCUGUCUGGGAGGACGUUUAUGUUUGUGGGUGGCAGUCUUGAAUUUGUCUUUGUCUUUAGAAGUACUCUGGAAAAAUCGGAUAGCCUAUUAUUUAUAUUUAGAAAAGAUGUACUAAUGUUUUCAUUAAACAUUUCAAAACUU
Molecule: messenger RNA, 1236 nt
Organism: Monopterus albus (swamp eel)
Lineage: Eukaryota; Metazoa; Chordata; Actinopteri; Synbranchiformes; Synbranchidae
Gene: gpatch11
Product: G patch domain containing 11
Exons: 8
Coding region: 135-911 (258 amino acids)
Cellular component (GO): kinetochore
Molecular function (GO): nucleic acid binding
Source: RefSeq, a predicted model, not a curated record